Molecule: messenger RNA, 4109 nt
Organism: Drosophila miranda
Lineage: Eukaryota; Metazoa; Arthropoda; Insecta; Diptera; Drosophilidae
Gene: dpr17
Product: pneumococcal serine-rich repeat protein
Exons: 7
Coding region: 1448-3598 (716 amino acids)
Biological process (GO): synapse organization
Cellular component (GO): neuron projection membrane
Source: RefSeq, a predicted model, not a curated record
AGAAAAUCUGCAUCCUGCGCGUACGGACGUGACUCGGAUGGAAAAGGAAGCCGUGGCAGCCACAAGACAAUUUGCCGCGUUUUGCAAUUGAACGUGCCCCGAAAGUGUGCUCUUUGUUUAUCCCAAAGACAAAAGACGGAAAAGAGUGAAUAUACAAAUAAAGAAAAAGUGCAGAGCAAAGGGCAAACAGUGAAGAUAGCCAUAACAGAGAAAGGGAGAAAGAAUUAAGACAAAAGUUAAACCACUUGGUGUCCUCUUGGGUGUCCUGCGAGUGGAGUGUCCUGGCGUCGGUUGUUCAACGUGGAGUGUGUCGACUGUCAACUGCCGAGUGUCUUUUGGUGGAAUCACUUUUUAAAUUUGUUUGCUCCCGUUGUACUCAAAUGGAUAUUAGAACUGAACCGAAACGUACCGAAACAAGGAGCUCCGGAACCAGACCCACAGCUACAGCCAGGGGAUUUCUCCAAGGAGGAGUAAUGUAAAAAAAGGGAUUAUUGUGCAUCAUUCUCGUGGACCCGAGCAAAAGAAAGUGAAAUAAAAAGUAUCCUCGAACCGGAUUAUGCGAUAAAUUGUUACUGAAGUGUAAAUGUUUUCUCACGUGUUAAAUCGUUAAAUAUAAGCCUUAUAAGAAAUAUAUGUACUCGUAUAAAGGAGCCACCGUUCGUGAGUCCGGCCACAUGGCCAUUGUAACUUAUUACGAAGAAGCCUUAAACUGAAAACUUGGGUGCAAGAAAACCCAUUGAAAAGCAAUGCGAAACUUGUUAAACACUAUAAAUGGUUCAAGUUCUUCAAGAGUUUUUUUGUACGCCAGAAAACUUUCACCCAUUAGUCAUUGAGAACCCUCUCGUUGUGUGAUAGUUUUGCAUGGGAACCGUGCAAUAUUUUAACUUUUGUGCGAAAAGGAGCGUGGGAGAGACUUGAAGCUAUACGGCGAAUUUUACAUUAUUAAUUGCAAAACGAUUAUGAGAGUUGCCAACAAAAGUUCACCACUCUGCAGAACCGAAAACACUUAAAUAAAUAUAUAAAUCAAGCAAGAGAGAGAAAUACGAGUACGAGUAGAACGAAACAAUGAAAAUGCAAGAACAUUUUUGCUGGAAACGCAGCGAAAAACUUGCGAAAAACCCAUAAAAGAAAGUUGCAAUUUCUGGCUAAAAUACAAAAUAAAAAUAAAAAUAAAAUCGAAUAAAAUAAGAGUAAAGUGGAGCAGAAACCAAAUGGAGAAAGGGAGCGCUGCAGCCCAACCCCCAAGUGUAUUAAUUCAAUAAACCUAUUUAUCUGAGACUUCGACUGGGAUUUUGGGGAAAGACGGAGAGAUAGAGAUUUCGCAGAGAAUGCGACAAAGUUUGCCAGCCAAGACGGCGCAGUGCAAUCAGCCCAGUCUGCUAAGGAGUCGACAGAGGAGUCAGAGAAGCCAGAGGAGCAGCCAGAGCAGUCGGAGCAGCCAGAUUCGAUGCCGCAAACGAGUCCCAAUUGGAGGCAGGCGUACAAUGAGCGCACAAAAGGCGCUGUAAGUGUCAUUGCAGCCAGGAACUGUGCCACUGGGACUGCCACAGCCACAGCCAGCGCCACAGCCAGCGCCACUGCCACAGCCACAGUUCGGCGAAGGACAGCCACGUUGACAACUGCAGAGAUGACAGUCAGGGCAGGCGAUGUGGGCGGACCAUCUUCAGUCCAACGUCGCCAAUUUUUACGUAGCACCAGGACACGGACAGCGUCUUGGCUGGAUCUCCUUCCAGCCCUUCUGGUCCUCGGCUUUGGGAUGCAACUUGUCACCUGCAGCGAGGCAAAGCCGCAGCCGCAGCCACAGCCACGGGCAGGGGCAGAGCCAGAGCCGGGACCAGCAAUGGGGCAGGUACAGGCAGAGGCACAACCACCGACACAGACACGGACACAGCUUAUGCCAGCCCCGAGAUCCACACUGUCAGAUAGGCCAAUGACAACACACAACGAUCUAAUUACGACAGCCAGGAACUUGACGACAGCAAAAAAACAAACAACAGAAUACGAGGCGGCUUCAACGAGCCUGAGCGAAGGGGAAACAAGCACGGCCGUAGCCCGGGGCAUGUCAUCAGCAGCAGCAGCGGGAACAGCUUUGGCAGAAGGUGCAGCGCCUGGUGUGGAAACGAUGGGAGCGACCAAGUCAGCACAAAUUGGGCUAACAACUCGGCCCGCAGAAGAGCAAGUACUAGAGCAAAUAGAGAAAGCGGCACAGCCAGCGACUGCAGCCACAGAAGCAGCAGCAACAACAACAGCAGCAGUAGCAGUAGCAGCAGAAGAGCGUACGACAGAAACCACAACAGCAGCGGCAACAGCGACAGCGACAGCGACAGCGGCGAUGCUCAUAUCAACAAUUUAUCCAGCAUCAACGGAAACGGAUGGCCACAACUCCAUUGAAACGGUGCCAGCAGAGAACCAGAAAAAGGAAUCAGAAAACCCAGCAUUGGGCAGAGCAGAGCUCCCUGCAGAGGAUGAUGAAAGGAACUCGUUGCUGCCACUGCCGCUACUGCAUCCGGGUGGGGCUGAUUCAUUGACCAAGGGCUUCUCCAUACCCACCUUCCUGCCACCAUUUCCCGUUUUUGCGGCAGCGGAUUUGCCAGCUUACCGCGCUGCAGCCGAUGCAGCGGCCGCCGCCGCGGCGGCAAUAGAAGAGGCAACCAAAGCAGCAGCAGCCGCAGCAGCUGCAGCAGCAUCCUCGGAGGCAGCGACAUUGUCGCCAGAGGAGCAACGGCGGCGAAUGUUUGAUGAGCAGCAUUCGUACUUGGCCGCCCACCGGGCGGCCCUGGACGGGGACGGGCAGGCGGUGCGACGGAAUCUGACAAUGCCGGUGCUAAACAUCACCGCCCAAAUGGGGAAUCACGCCUACAUGCCAUGCCAGAUACAUCGCCUCUCCGACAAGCCCGUCUCGUGGGUGCGCAUGCGCGACAACCACAUUAUCAGUGUGGACGAGACCACCUUUAUAGCGGAUGAGCGUUUCCAGUCGAUCUUCCAGGAAGAUCACGACUACACCUGGUCGCUGCAGAUCAAAUACGUAGUGCCCGACGAUGCGGGCGGGUACGAGUGUCAAAUGGCCACGGAACCGAAGCUGAGUGCCAAAGUGCAUUUGGAGAUAGUCACACCCAAGACUGAGCUAAUUGGGGAUCAGAGUCGCUUCGUUAAGGCCGGCAGCAAGGUGGCCCUCCACUGCAUCGUUCGGGGGACUCUGGAUCCCCCAAAAUACAUCAUCUGGUUCCGGGGCCAGAAGAAGGUGAGCGAGAGCGAUGAGCGGACUGGGUGGUAUACGCAGCUCGAUCGCAAUAUCUUUGGGACAGUGGGUGAUAAUCAAAAUACGAUCGGUUCAUUAAUUAUACCGGUCGUGCGUAAAGAGGACUCCGGCAAUUAUACGUGCCAGCCAUCAAACAGUGUCUCCGUCUCCGUGGACCUGCACGUCCUAAGCGGUGAAUAUUCCGCAUCGGCCAUCAUGUCAACGGCAUCGGUAUCGUGGACGAAGACAAGGACGAGCACCAGCGGGAGAAGCACGUCCCAAUUGAUGCUGUGGAUGCUGGGACUCCUGGGACUCCUUGGGGCGCUGCAGGGACCGUUGCACACACCCCAGACGACGUGACUCGCCUAUUGAAUAAACGGGACCCAUGGACACACGGACACGCGGUCGAGGAUGCUGACUUGGAUGCUGCGGACAUUGGUGUCCGGCUUCCAAUUAUUUGUAAGCUUUUGCGCCAUCUGCAGUUACGUAAUUUAGGUUAGAGAUUAAUUAAAGGCGGCCUUGUAAAUAGCAGAAAUGUAGAGAGAUGGCAGCAGGAUUCUAUAAUUAGGUUAAAUGUUACCAUAACUCUCAUGACUGCGUGUCAAAUACUCGCACUCGUACUCCCCAUACUCCCCAUACAAUUCAAUCUACUGUACAUUCAUUUUUUAGUCAUAGAUACACGAAGGAGUUUUUCCCAUUUCAAGUUGUGAAAACGAAUCAAUAAUUAGAUUAUUGUCAGCAAAUGAUUAAAACACUAAAAACUUAACACAGAAAUCAAGAAAAAAAAUUCAUAAAUAAAAUGCAUUCAAUAAAUCAUGUGAAACUCAAUUGAAAUCUCUGUGUUCUCUCUCCGAUCAGAAUGGUAAAUCAU